AUGUGGGUUUACAAGCGUAGCGGUACCAGGGAAAAGGUGGCCUUUGACAAGAUCACUGCCCGUCUUGCCAAGCUCGCCUACGGUCUGGACCAGAACUAUGUCGACCCCGUCCGCGUCACCCAGAAGGUCGUGGCUGGUAUCCACCCCGGUGUGACCACCGUUGAGCUCGACACUCUCGCCGCGGAGACUGCUGCUUUCCUCUCAUCCCUCCACCCCGACUACUCCAUCCUCGCUGCCCGCAUUGUUGUUUCCAACCUCCACAAGGAGACCAAGAAGGCGUUCUCGGUGGUUGUUGAGGACCUCUACAAGUGGUGCAACCCCAAGACUGGCAAGCACAGCCCCAUGAUCAGCGAGGAGGUUUACGAGGUCGUCCAGAAGCACAAGGAUGUUCUCGACUCGGCCAUUAUCUACGACCGUGACUUUUCGUACAACUACUUUGGCUUCAAGACCCUCGAGCGCUCGUACCUCCUCCGCAUCGACGGCAAGGUCGCCGAGCGUCCCCAGCACAUGAUUAUGCGUGUCGCCAUCGGUAUCCACGGUGACAACAUUGACAAGGUCCUCGAGACCUACAACCUCAUGUCGGAGCGUUACUUUACGCACGCCUCGCCCACCCUCUUCAACGCCGGUACCCCUCACCCCCAGAUGUCGUCGUGCUUCCUUGUCGCCAUGAAGGACGACUCCAUUGACGGUAUCUACGACACCCUCAAGACCUGCGCCCAGAUCUCCAAGACUGCUGGCGGUAUCGGUCUCCACAUCCACAACAUUCGCGCCAAGGGCUCGUACAUUGCCGGUACCAACGGUUACUCCAACGGUAUCGUCCCCAUGCUCCGCGCCUACGAUGCCACCGCUCGCUACGUCGACCAGGGUGGUAACAAGCGCCCCGGUGCCUUUGCCAUCUACCUCGAGCCCUGGCACGCGGACGUCUUUGACUUCCUUGACCUGCGCAAGAACCACGGCAAGGAGGAGGUUCGUGCCCGUGACCUGUUCUACGCCCUCUGGAUCCCCGACCUCUUCAUGAAGCGUGUCGAGGCCGACGGUGACUGGACCCUCAUGUGCCCCGCCGAGUGCCCCGGCCUCGCCGACGUCCACUCGGAGGAGUUUGAGACCCUCUACGAGAGCUACGAGCGUGCUGGCAAGGGUCGCAAGACAAUCAAGGCCCAGAAGCUCUGGUUCGCCAUCCUCGAGGCCCAGACCGAGACUGGUGGCCCCUUCAUGCUCUACAAGGACGCCGCCAACUCCAAGUCGAACCAGCAGCACCUCGGUACCAUCAAGUCGUCCAACCUCUGCACUGAGAUUAUCGAGUACUCGUCGCCCGACGAGGUUGCCGUCUGCAACCUUGCCUCGAUUGCCCUCCCUGCCUUUGUCGACAUUGAGAACCAGUCGUACGACUUUAAGAAGCUCCACGACAUUUGCAAGGUCGUCACCAAGAACCUCGACCAGGUCAUUACCAAGAACUACUACCCCGUCCAGGAGGCUCGCAACUCGAACAUGCGCCACCGCCCCGUCGGUCUUGGUGUCCAGGGUCUCGCCGACGCCUUCAUGGCUCUCCGCCUGCCCUUCGACUCGCCCGCUGCUCGUGAGCUCAACCUCAAGAUCUUCGAGACCAUCUACCACGCUGCUCUCGAGGCUUCGUGUGAGAUGGCCCAGGAGAAGGGCAAGUACCCCUCGUACGAGGGCUCGCCCAUCUCGCAGGGCAAGCUCCAGCCCGACAUGUGGAACCGUGUCCCCACCGACCUCUGGGACUGGACCGAGCUCCGUGCCAACAUUGCCCAGCACGGUGUCCGCAACUCGCUGCUCGUCGCGCCCAUGCCCACUGCCUCGACCUCGCAGAUUCUUGGCUGGAACGAGUGCUUUGAGCCCUACACCUCGAUGCUUUACGCCCGUCGUGUGCUCUCGGGUGACUUCCAGGUCGUCUGCCCCUGGCUCCUCCGUGACCUCAUCAACCUCGGCAUCUGGGACGAGGAGAUGAAGAACCUCAUCAUUGCCUCGGGUGGUUCCAUCCAGCACAUUCCCAACAUUCCCGACGAGCUCAAGGCCAUCUACAAGACUGUCUGGGAGGUUUCGCAGAAGGCUGUCAUUGACCUCGCCGCCGACCGUGGCGCGUUCAUCGACCAGUCGCAGUCGCUCAACAUCCACCUGUCCAACCCCUCGUUCUCGCAGCUCACCUCGAUGCACUUCUACGGCUGGAAGCGCGGUCUCAAGACUGGUGCCUACUACCUCCGCACCCGUCCUGCUGCCAACGCCAUCCAGUUCACCAUCGACGCCUCGACGCUCAAGAAGGCCAAGAGCCUCCAGGAGGCUGGUAUCGCUCCUACCAAGACGGCUGCUCUGUCAGCCGCCACUGCCGCCAGCCUCGUCGAGCCCCUGCGCAAGGUCUCGAUCUCGACCACUGCUGCCACCACCGCUGUCCCUCCCGAGGUCACUGCCGCCUCGCAGGCCCGCCGCAGCGAGUCGCCUGCUCCCCCAUCUGAGAACGAGGAGAUCACCUACGAGGAGGCCAAGCGUCGCGCAGAUGAGCUGGCUGCCGCUGCCCUGCAGUGCAGCAUUGACAACAAGGAUGCCUGCCUCAUGUGUUCGGGAUAG
Apiotrichum porosum is the source of this 2583-nucleotide messenger RNA. RefSeq names its product ribonucleotide-diphosphate reductase subunit rnr1 (gene RNR1). Gene Ontology annotation, cellular component: ribonucleoside-diphosphate reductase complex. The record is from RefSeq and is a predicted model, not a curated record. Gene Ontology annotation, biological process: DNA replication; deoxyribonucleotide biosynthetic process. The transcript is spliced from 4 exons. Lineage: Eukaryota; Fungi; Basidiomycota; Tremellomycetes; Trichosporonales; Trichosporonaceae. Gene Ontology annotation, molecular function: ribonucleoside-diphosphate reductase activity, thioredoxin disulfide as acceptor; ATP binding. The coding region runs from base 1 to 2583 and encodes 860 amino acids.